AUGACUCCUCCGGGGAGCCGAGGCCCUGUGGACGCGGGUGCGUGUGGAGUGCCCCCCGUGUCACGGGCAGUUGUGUCGGAUCAUUGUGUGAUUUCUGCCCUUCGGGUGUGGAAAUCCAGCUCCCCCAAAGCGCGGGGGCCCCGAGAGCUCGGAGCGUCCCGGGGCGACCGUGCGGCGGGGACCGAGGAGCCCGGCCCCGAGGGCCUCACGUCCACCUCGCUGCUGGACCUCCUGCUGCCCACCGGGCUGGAGCCGCUGGACUCCGAGGAGCCCAGCGAGGCCCUGGGCCUGGGGGCCGCCGGCUCGGGCUUCCCGGGCGAAGAGAGCGAGGAGUCGCGGAUCCUGCAGCCGCCGCAGUACUUCUGGGAGGAGGAGGAGGAGGUGCUGAACGGCUCCGCCCUGGACCUGGGCCCCACCGCAGACUACAUUUUCCCGGACCUGACGGAGAAGGCGGCCGCUCUGGAGGACCCCGACCCCGCCCCGGGGCCGCCCGACCUCCCCUCCGCCCUGCCCAAGAUGGGCCUGGCUGAGCCUUCCUGGCAUCUGCCCCCGGAGGAGGAGGAAGAAGAGGAGGAGGAGGAGGAGGAGGAGGAGGAGGAGGAGAGGGAGCAGGAAGAAGUGAAGGAGGAGGAGGAGCAGGAGGAGGAGCUGCUCCCCGUGAGCGGCUCCCAGGAAGAGGCCCCCAGGCCGGCCGGCGCCAUUUCCCCCAGCACCGCCAGCCCCAGUCAGGAGGAUUCUGAGGACCCGGCCGCCUCAGGCGUGGACGUGGGGAGCACUGUGCGGCCCGGCUCCGUGCCGUCCUCGGUCGCCCCAAGUUCAGGGACCCCGGAGGGUCAGGACGUCGGCAGCCUGGAGGCCCGGGGCCCGGCGCUGCCCACCGCCGGGCUGGCAGUAGAGCUCCAGGUGCCCCGGGAAGCGAGCACCCGGGCGGCGGCGGGGGCCACUGGGCGGGCUGGCGACCCGUCCCGGCCGUCCCCCACGAGAGCCCAGGCUCCCCACCAGGGCCCCCUCCACCCGAAGACUUCCGCCUCCUCCCCCCCCGCCCCCCAAGACGCGGGCCCUACAUCUUCCUCCACUACCUUGCGGCAAGGGGACCCCAGCCAGCCACCCUGGGAGGGGCAGGCCGCCCCGGCACCCUCCGGCGCGCCCUGGAACUCCGCCCAGGUGAUCUGCAAGGACUGGAGCAACCUGGCUGGGAAGAGCUACGUGGUUCUGAACAUGACCGAGAACAUAGACUGUGAGGUGUUCCGGCAGCACCGGGGCUGGCGGCUGCUGGCCCUGCUGGAGGAGGCGCUGCCCCGCCCCGGCAGCUGGCACGUCUCCCUGAGCAAGCCCAGCGAGAAGGAGCAGCAGCUUCUCAUGACGCUGGUGGGCGAGCAGGGGGUGGUGCCCACCCAGGACGUCCUCUCCAUGCUGGGCAGCGUCCGCCGGAGCCUGGAGGAGAUCGGCAUACAGAACUACUCCACCACCAGCAGCUGCCAGGCCAGGGCCGCCCAGGUGCGCGGCGACUACGGGACGCUCUUUGUGCUGCUGGUGAUCAUCGGCGUGGUCUGCUUCCUCGUCAUCGUGCUCGGCCUGCUCUACAACUGCUGGCAGCGCAGGCUGCCCAAGCUCAAACACCUGUCCCAUGGCGAGGAGCUUCGCUUCGUGGAGAACGGCUGCCACGACAACCCCACGCUGGACGUGGCCAGCGACAGCCAGUCGGAGAUGCAGGAGAAGCAGCCCAGCCUCAACGGCGGCCCCGGGAGCUGGAGCGCGCUCAUGGGGGCCAAGCGCGACCCCGAGGACUCGGACGUGUUCGAGGAGGACACGCACCUGUGAGCGGCGCCCACGCGAGGCGGAGACGCGGCCGC
Molecule: messenger RNA, 1853 nt
Organism: Perognathus longimembris pacificus (Pacific pocket mouse)
Lineage: Eukaryota; Metazoa; Chordata; Mammalia; Rodentia; Heteromyidae
Gene: Podxl2
Product: podocalyxin like 2
Exons: 8
Coding region: 1-1821 (606 amino acids)
Source: RefSeq, a predicted model, not a curated record